Messenger RNA from Halteromyces radiatus, 1712 nucleotides. Its product is annotated as armadillo-type protein. Bases 293 to 1567 code for a protein of 424 amino acids. Gene Ontology annotation, molecular function: protein binding. The transcript has 6 exons. Lineage: Eukaryota; Fungi; Mucoromycota; Mucoromycetes; Mucorales; Cunninghamellaceae. Gene Ontology annotation, cellular component: cytoplasm; membrane. The record is from RefSeq and is a predicted model, not a curated record.
CUUUUAUUACCAACAAGGGGAUCAAAGGGGGGUUUGACCGUCACUGAAAGCCGGAGUGAGUGAACCAACCAAUGAAACGGAAAAUUUUUUCAUCGAAUGGGGGGGAAGGAGAUCUUUGGGUUUAGUAUGGGACUUGCGGGAUUUUUUUUUUGAUCGGCUUAUAGUCUGUUGUGUGUGUGUGUUUUUUUUUCUUCUUUUUCUUUUUUUUUUCCUUCUUAUUUCUCUCUCUACUCCUUGUCGCUGCUAUAGGAUUUUUUUCAAUUAAGAAAAAGAAGAUCGUUUGCAGCUAUACAUGAAUUCUACCCAAUCUCAGGCAACAAAUACCCCCAAACCAACUUUGCAUGGUGUCAAAAUAAAACAACGAAAAGGCGUUCAGAAAGCGCAGGCGAAACACGAACCUGAAAUUUUCCGUGACAAUUUAUUAUCUCAACUAGCUCUUGCAAAGCCAGGAGACCUCGAAGACAUUUCCUCUAUUCUUGAUAAAACUGGUAAUACUCUCGAAUAUCGCAAAUACGGUGAAUCUUUAUUUGAAAUCCUUAUUACUGGUGGCAUUUUACAACCUGGUGGUAUUAUUCUUGAUGAUGUUGAACGUAGUCCUUUCAGUAUCUUUGGUGCUGAAGAUGAAUCAACCUCGAUUAAGAAACAUGUGGAUGUUUUCAACAAGUUGAUCCGUAGAUAUAAGUAUUUACAACGACCUUUUGAAGAAACUCUUAAGAAUAUUUUGCAGUUUAUCAACAAAUGGCAAGUCGAUGAAAACAGCAAGUUGGCCAAGGCUACUGGUUAUUUUAUUACCACUCAAUUAGCCAAUCCUAUUGUAUUCAAGGUACUUUUGAAGGAUUAUCUCGUUAAGGAUGGUCAUUCUCUUGUAUUUGCAACUGCUGUGUUCCGUACUAUUCUCACUGAACAAAAUAUUGAUCAACUCGGUAAAUAUUUGGUUCUUUCUGGUAUGGAUACUCGUCUUUUGGAAUUAUUCCCUCCCAAUAAACGUGAAGAAGAAUGUCUUUCUCGUCACUUUGAAGCCGAAGAUAUGAAACAAUUGGUUGGAUUCCAUCAACGUAAUCAAAAGAACUCCAUGAAAGGUGAUCUCUUAUCCAAUUUGAAGCAUUUGUUAUCUGAAGAAACUCCCGUUGAAGAAGUUCUUACUGUUAUCAAAGAAGCAAAAAAAGAUGCUGGACUUGAUGAAUCUGAUGUAAUCCCAAUUAUUUGGACUGCUAUUAUUGAUAGUGUGGAUUUGAUGAACACUCGUCCUGAUCAAGUGGAAUCUUCAGUACUUCGUGGAUUGAAUCAAUGGUCCAGGCUUUUGGAAAACUAUACCGCAUCUCCCAAGACCGAAAUCUUACUUCUUCAACGAGUUCAAAUCACCUGUUACGAAGAUGCUAAGGUCACCAAGGUAUUCCGUCAAAUCAUUCAACUCUUAUACAAGAAUGAUGUGUUAUCAGAUAAUGCUAUCUUGUACUGGGCAGACAAGGCUCAUAAACCUCAAGGCAAAACCGUCUUUUUGAAGCAAAUGGCUCCUUUUGUGCAAUGGCUCCGUGAUAAUGAAGAUAGCUCUGAAGAAGAAGACUAAAACUAGCCCUUUUUUUUAUAUAUAUAUUUUGUUACUUUUUUUUUAUUUUAUUUUUGUGGUUGGAUUGAAUUGGAUUCUUCAUUCUUUUUAUUAUUAUUAUUAUUAUUUUGAUUAUUUCUUCAAUAAAUUAUUAUUUGAUGAAUUG